Molecule: messenger RNA, 2689 nt
Organism: Myripristis murdjan (pinecone soldierfish)
Lineage: Eukaryota; Metazoa; Chordata; Actinopteri; Holocentriformes; Holocentridae
Gene: wdr1
Product: WD repeat domain 1
Exons: 15
Coding region: 143-1963 (606 amino acids)
Biological process (GO): locomotion; sarcomere organization; actin filament depolymerization
Cellular component (GO): cortical actin cytoskeleton
Molecular function (GO): actin filament binding
Source: RefSeq, a predicted model, not a curated record
GCUGAGUUUACUAUAUAUGGGCAAAGCCAGGCAAAGCGACUGCUCCGCUCGCUUCCGUGUUUGUAUGAUCAGGGAGUCCACGGCCGGGGGAGGUUCGCUGUUUCAUUCAUUUGGAGGAGUAAGCACGUAAUAAGCAGGGAAAAUGUCAUAUGAAUUGAAGCAUGUAUUCGCCAGUCUCCCGCAGAUGGAGAGGGGAGUUGCCAAAGUGCUUGGCGGAGAUCCCAAAGGCAACAACUUUCUCUACACCAAUGGGAAGAGUGUUAUCAUCAGGAACAUUGAUAACCCGGCUAUCGCAGACAUUUACACAGAGCAUGCCCAUCAAGUGACUGUUGCCAAGUACGCUCCCAGUGGAUUCUACAUUGCCUCUGGAGAUGUAUCAGGGAAGAUCCGUAUCUGGGACACCACCCAGAAAGAGCACCUGCUCAAGUACGAGUACCAGCCUUUUGGAGGGAGGAUCAAGGAUAUUGCUUGGACGGAGGACAGCAAGAGAAUUGCUGUAGUGGGGGAAGGACGAGAGAAGUUUGGGGCGGUGUUCUUAUGGGACACUGGUUCCUCAGUUGGAGAAAUAGCUGGUCACUUCAAAGUCAUCAACAGCGUAGACAUCAAGCAGACACGUCCUUACCGCCUCAUCACUGGCAGUGACGACAGCUGUGGUGCCUUCUUUGAAGGGCCUCCCUUCAAGUUCAAAUUCACACUUCCUGACCACUCAGGAUUUGUCAACUGUGUGCGUUUCUCUCCAGAUGGAACCCGGUUUGCCACAGCCAGUGCUGAUUAUCAGAUUGUCAUCUAUGAUGGAAAGACUGGUGAAAAAGUUAGCACACUGGGUGGAGAGAAGGCCCAUGACGGAGGAGUCUACGCUAUCAGCUGGAGUCCAGACAGUUCCCGCCUGAUCUCUGCCUCAGGGGACAAGACGGUGAAGCUGUGGGAUGUUGGUGCAGGUACAGCCGUCACAACCUUCAACAUGGGCGCUGAUGUUGCGGACCAGCAGCUGGGCUGCCUGUGGCAGAAAGACUACUUCCUCAGCGUCUCCCUGUCAGGAUUCAUUAACUACCUGGACAAGAACAACCCUGACCGGCCCAUACGUGUCAUUAAGGGUCACAGCAAAUCAAUCCAGUCUCUGACGGUUCAUAAAAAUGAAGGCCGAACAUACAUCUACUCGGGGAGCCACGAUGGACACAUCAAUUACUGGGAUGCAGAAACUGGGGAUAAUGAUGACUUCUUGGGUAAGGGCCACAGCAACCAGGUGAGCAAGAUGGUUGUGGAUGAUACAAACCAACUGGUGACCUGCAGCAUGGAUGAUACUUUGCGCUACACCGACCUCAACAAGAAAGAGUACAGUGCCUCCGACCUGGUGAAGAUGGAUUUCCAGCCUAAAUCUGUAUCAGUCGCUCCGGGUGGUCUGACACUGGCUGUGUGCAUUGGGCAGGUCGUCUUGCUGAAGGACAAGAAGAAGGUGUUCACAUUGGAGGGCCUCGACUAUGAGCCAGCGGCCGGAGCCAUCCACCCUGGAGGCAGCACUGCUGCGGUGGGGGGAGCGGAUGGAAAAGUCCAUCUGUACUCAAUUCAGGGUAACACCCUAAAGAAAGAUUCUACAACCAUGGAGGCUAAGGGACCGGUCACAGACAUGGCCUACUCCAAUGAUGGAGCCUAUCUUGCUGUCACAGAUGAGAAGAAAGUUGUCACAGUUUUCUCUGUGGCAGAUGGCUACUCGGUCAAAAAUGACUUUUAUGGCCACCAUGCAAAAAUCAUGACAGUGGCCUGGUCACCUGACAAUGAGCACUUUGCCAGUAGUGGGAUGGACAAUAUGGUGUAUGUCUGGACCGUCAGUGAUGCAGACACAAGGAUAAAGCUCCCAGAUACCCACAGGUUGCACCACGUCAGCGGCCUGGCCUGGAUAGAUGAACACACCUUAGUCACCACCUCCCUUGAUGCCACCGUCAAGCAAUGGACUGUUAAAUUCUGAGCUGCAAGCAGACACACAUGCACAUCUUUAGGGACAAGGACUACUGUAGAACUCACUCUUUUCUUUCUUAUCCUAUAUUUUCAGCAUCUAAAUGAUGGUCUCUGCUGUUGAUAAACCCCUGAAUUGUAAAAGGUCAUUAUUGCAGGGAAAAAGCUCCUACCAAGAAAGAUAUCCAAGAUUUUUUUCUUUUGAUGCUCAUAGUCUCACGUUACGCAGGAACAACAUAGUAAGUACUCUGUACAGGAAGUGCUUUUACAUAUCUUUGAGCUUUAAUGGAACCAGAAAAAUACUUGUAAGCUCAACAUUCCAUAAGUAAUAGCCUUCUCUCAGUUCUAACUGAAAUGCAAUGAAAUCUGUGUGGUUCGGCUCAAUGUAUCCUAACUUAAUGGAUGAACCAAAAGUGAUUUUUAUCAGCUAAAUAAUGUUUGAAAAUAAUGAAACUUUUUGGUUACAUUCCUGAAAUGUUAAGUAACUGGUCCUAGCUGCACUUGCCUGUCAGUUUUUGUUUUCAGCAAGGGUGGAUGUAAGAUUUUAAGGGGGUGGGUGCUCUAAUCUGUAUUUUUUUGCUUUGUCUUUGUCUCUAUACUUUGUCUUUAUCAUCCUGAGCACUUCAUGGUGGAUUGGGGAGCAAUAAUGGGAAUGGAAAAAAAAAAAAUAGUAUGUAUACAAUCAAAAUGCUGUUUGUUCAGUUAAGCUCCAGUAUUGUUGCUGUGUGUUUGUUUGGGC